AUGUCCACACCAACGAAAGUACUUGUCGUGGGGCCGACGGGGAGGACUGGAGGCUCUGUGCUUGACGGCCUCUUGGAUUCGUCGACAAACUUCGAGAUUACAACGCUGGUCAGGCAGGCUUCGGUGGACAAACCCGAAGUGAAAAAAUUCAAGGACCGUGGUGUGACAGUAGUGGUCGGAGACCUGAGAGGGCCCAAACAAGACCUCGUCAAGAUUUUGAGUGGCAUAGAUGUUGUCGUAUCCUGCAUAGUUGCAUUUGAUCUCGGCGCCGAGAUUCUAUUAGCGGAAGCAGCCAAAGAAGCCGGUGUGAAACGUUUCGUGCCAAGCUCCUUCCAGACCCCGGGACCCAGAGGCGUCAUGAUAUUAGCUGACCGAAAAGACGAGGUCUUGUCAGCGGUCCAGCGUCUCCAUUUGCCGUGGACUUUGAUCGACGUCGGCUGGUGGUCAAACCAAAUCGUACCCCCACUGCCUUCAGGACGCACAAAGAAGUUCGUGCUUGAGCAUUUCAGCAACAUCCCGGGCGACGGAACGGUUCGAAAUGGGUUCACGGACCUUCGUGACGUAGGAAAAUACGUUGCAAAGAUCAUCGUGGAUCCAAGGACGCUCAAUAAGAAGGUCUAUGCAUACACUGAAGUAUCCACCAUGAAUCAAGUUGUCGACCUGAUGAGCGAACUCAGCGGAGAAGAGGCGAUCCGUGAUUACCUUCCGGCGGAAAAGAUCCAACAGGCGAUCACGGAAGCUCAGAAAGACUAUGAGGUGGAAGAAAAGAGACAGCAGGCAACGUUAAUUCUCUUCAUCAAUCAAUAUUGGCAAUCGUGGGGUGUUCGGGGGGACAAUACUCCCGAGGCUGCCGAAAUCUUUGGCUACUUGGAUUUCAAGAAGCUGUACCCCGAUGUUAAGGGGAAGACUAUCAAGGAGUUGUUCCAAGGAAUUUUGGAUGGCUCAGAGACGCCUAUUAAGCCGUUUCAACUAUAA
This is a messenger RNA of Truncatella angustata, 975 nucleotides long. RefSeq names its product isoflavone reductase. The record is from RefSeq and is a predicted model, not a curated record. The transcript is spliced from 4 exons. Bases 1 to 975 code for a protein of 324 amino acids. NCBI's taxonomy places the organism in Eukaryota, Fungi, Ascomycota, Sordariomycetes, Amphisphaeriales, Sporocadaceae.